This is a messenger RNA of Lasiodiplodia theobromae, 252 nucleotides long. RefSeq names its product Small nuclear ribonucleoprotein. Gene Ontology annotation, biological process: mRNA splicing, via spliceosome. The record is from RefSeq and is a predicted model, not a curated record. The transcript is spliced from 6 exons. NCBI's taxonomy places the organism in Eukaryota, Fungi, Ascomycota, Dothideomycetes, Botryosphaeriales, Botryosphaeriaceae. Gene Ontology annotation, cellular component: U4/U6 x U5 tri-snRNP complex; Lsm1-7-Pat1 complex; U6 snRNP. Gene Ontology annotation, molecular function: RNA binding. The coding region runs from base 1 to 252 and encodes 83 amino acids.
AUGGCCUCGCAACUCCUCCCUCUGGAGUUGAUCGACAAGUGCGUCGGCUCCAAGAUCUGGGUCGUCAUGAAGGGCGACAAGGAAUUCAGCGGGACCCUCCUCGGCUUCGACGACUACGUCAACAUGGUCCUCGAGGAUGUCACCGAGUUCGACUACCAGGGAAACCAGACCAAACUGUCCAAGAUUCUGCUCAAUGGCAACAACAUCUGCAUGCUGAUUCCCGGAGGAGAAGGCCCCACUGCCGCCGCAUGA